CUUGGCGAGUGACACGCAGCCCAGGCCACAGGUGAGCGGGCAUCGAAUUCGGCCUGGCCGGGAUCGUCGCCGAGCGCGCGCACGGCUCCACUGCCGCUCCCGGCCCGCGACGCAGCCCCCGCCGGCUUCGUCUGACCCCGCCGGCUUCGUCUGACCCCGCCGGCUUCGUCUGACCCCGCCGGCUUCGUCUGACCCCGCCGGCUUCGUCUGACCCCGCCGGCUUCGUCUGACCCCACCGGCUUCGUCUGACCCCGCCGAUUCGUCCCCUGCCAGCAAGCGGAUGAAGCGAGGCGAGAAAACAGCCACUGCCCCGGGGGGGCUUCCGUGCGCUGCUGCUGCUGAUAAAAUAACGCUGAGAAAAAUAUGAACUUUACCCUCAAAAGGUUGGUAACCUCGAUACUUGCUCUGCUCCUGUUUGCCUCUUUGCUUCACCAUGGCUUCGAGUCGCUCAACAAACGCACGCAGGGGCCUCUGAAAGUUACCAAAUGCUGCGGCCACACGUGUCUGCUGCGCACGGAACCCUUCACUCCAGCACUGCACGCAAACAUUCUGAUCGUGUCAGCCUUCUGGGACAACAGGCAGUGGCCAAACGUCGUCCGUAUUUUGGCCAUCGUAAACCGCGAGAGGCGUUACGCCCUCAGAUGCAAGUUUUGUUCCAGCAACAGCUUCAUCCAUUAUGGAACUCUCGCCAAGGUGUACGUGCACAAUGACCAUUUCAACUUCCCUUGGGCUCUAGCAGACAUCAUAUGUCUUCCUGUGUAUUACAAAGAACAUUACACUCCCGACUUUGUCGCCUUGCAGCACAAUAAAGCCACGUUUCCGCUCAUACCCAUUGAGAAUAUGGGGCGACUGUCCCAAGAGUUAAGCUUCACCCACGACUUUGGCGUCUGCAUCUCCACCCUGUUCGGAGGCUACAACAACGUGCUGCAGUUCACGCAGGCCAUGGAGAUGUACCGGCUGCUGGGAGCGGGACGCGUCACCAUCUACAACAGCAGCUGCGGCCCCGAGUUAGACCGGGUGCUGGCCCACUACACGGCCACUGGUCUGGUCGAGGUGAUCCCCUGGCCAAUAGAUCGGUACCUCACGCCGUCCACGGGGUGGACGUACCCAACUCACCCGGGCGACGUGCAUUACUACGGACAAAUAGCCGCUCUCAACGACUGCCUCUACCGACACAUGUACGACACGCGCUACCUGGUGAUGAACGACGUCGACGAGAUUAUAAUUCCCGUGGGUUGCGCUGACUGGCGUUGUCUUCUUAAAAGGCUCAACAGGCUGUACCAGGCUGAUAUUUACAUGGUUGACAGCCACGUCUUUCCGUACACAGCCACGGACGACUUUGGCAAGAUGUUCGAUAAGUGGCAGAAUAUUCCAGGGCACAAUAUUUUGACGCAGGUGCGACGUGAACCUAACAUCCCGGGCACCUUUAACCCAAGCAAAUUGAUUGUCAAUCCAAGAAAGGUCAUUUGGACUUCGGUGCACUCUACGGAGAGAGCCAUUGGUAAGACAGUGCGUGUGCCCGCUAGGUAUGCCAAGAUGCACCACUACCGUACACCCGAGCAGCCCACACUGCCCAAAAAAGAACUCAUCUUUGAUGCUAAAAUGUGGCAUUACUAUUCUGCCCUUAUUGACAAUGUGAACACCGUUUUGUAUGAAACGGGGUUUCUUACGUAGAGCGGGUCGAAUGGGAACAGCGUGUAUUGUGAGCGAGUAAAGAGCUGGGUUCUGAAGUUGGUGCAUGCGCGACUUCCACGGAUACAUUUGACAUAUUUUAUUUCAAAAUAGCUUUUUUUGUGUGAAAGGUUCAAAGUGGUAUGUUGUCGUCUCUAAGAUUCUGGUUUUCCUGCGACAUUAAGAUAUGCUGUGAAGCCAAGAGGUGUCGUGGUUAUGCAGUGAAACACGUAGGCGAAACCCUACGUGUUAAACAAACCUCUCAAAGCUCGACUGAUUGGGGCUUCCCGGCUAUGGAUGGGGUGCCUGGAAUACUGCACGAAACUAAAUAAUCCAUUGCAUUGACAGAUAACCCAACACAUUUAAUUCAAAUGUAGUAAUGUGAUAGCAAGUAACGAAGUAUUUAUAAUUGUAUCGGACUUGAAAAUAUCUCAUUUUUAUUCACCAUUAUUCAUGCAAAUUGCAGCUUGCAACACUGCACAAUCUGCAACACACGGAAGUGUAUACUUAUACUGGUAGGAACGAAGUUGUAAACUGAGUGUACCAGCCUGCAAUAGAUCAAUGUGUUCGGCCGUCCGUCCGUCCGUCCCCUUUCAAUACUUUAACGAAGUGAAAUCUCGUGCUGUUGGGGUGUAAAAAUAAAAUUGCGCAAAAUUCCAAUGUUCCUACCAGCCCACCCUGCAGGGACCUGUUAUUAAGAUGUUUUCAGCGAAUGAGAAUGUGUACACGUGGGAGGGAACGGGAAAACGUGUGUGAGGGGGCAACACUCUAUCCCAUACAGAUGGGACAGAUUACAUUAUUCCACACUGCUGUACCGCUAUCUCCUAGCAAGCCGGGGUAUGGCACCUCGAUGCCCAGUGCUGGAUUACUGGUGUGCAGAGCCAUCACUUCCCCAGCACAAAUCGUUGAACAAUAAAGCUUAAUCCGAGCCACUUAUCCUCUGCUUCACGGUGGUGGUUAAAGGCUGAGGUUCACCUCGUGUGGAAGGCUCCAUUUAUUUUAUUAAUUUGCUUAUUUAAAAACUGAGAAUACACCGAGAGCACACGGACCUGUCCAAGUGCACGGGUUCACCAAAUUCCAUGCAACAGAUAAGCACUUGAUGUAUAUAUAGCUUUAAACUUGUUGGUACACAUAAUUGUGUCAAUUGUAUUCACUGUAUUACACUGCUCAGGCCUGCAAUUGGUAGCCAAUCAGCCUAUGAGCUAGUAGCAGCCCAUGGCACUGCUAUAGUCACCCAGUAGCAGCCCAUGGCAUUGUUAUAGUCACCAAGUAGCAGCCCAUGGCAUUGUUAUAGUCGCCCAGUAACAGCCCAUGACACUGCUAUUGUCACCAGUUGUCAUACUAUCUGCUAGAUCCGGCACCUGUUCAGUUAACACCCAGUCACCAAGGCCUAUUCUUGCAGUGGGCCACCAUCUGCCUUUCUAACCCAGAGAAUACAUUUUCAGAAAUACGUGUUUCUCAAGCCAAGUUUAUUUUCACAAAGUGAUUAAACAGUUGCUCAGUCUUAACACCAAAAAAAUGGGUUUAACAUAAGAAAUUAUGAUUACCAGCUGAGUCCACUCUCACUAAUGAAUUUGUCCAAAAGUAAAUCUUACUAUGAGUAGCUGACUCAAGAUGUUGUCGUUUUUUCAACAAAGAUAUUUCAAAACCUAGUAAAAAUGCUGUUCAUUACAUGUGCUUUCCAAAAUAAAGUCUGUUGAUAGUUA
Messenger RNA from Petromyzon marinus (sea lamprey), 3377 nucleotides. Lineage: Eukaryota; Metazoa; Chordata; Hyperoartia; Petromyzontiformes; Petromyzontidae. The record is from RefSeq and is a predicted model, not a curated record.